Molecule: messenger RNA, 2706 nt
Organism: Mercenaria mercenaria
Lineage: Eukaryota; Metazoa; Mollusca; Bivalvia; Venerida; Veneridae
Product: fumarylacetoacetase-like
Exons: 10
Coding region: 60-1316 (418 amino acids)
Biological process (GO): L-phenylalanine catabolic process; L-tyrosine catabolic process; homogentisate catabolic process
Molecular function (GO): fumarylacetoacetase activity
Source: RefSeq, a predicted model, not a curated record
ACGGCUAUUUAUGACCGCUCGUUCCCGGCUUUGAAAAGUAGCAUCAAGAAAUCAUUAAAAUGUCGUUUAUUAACGUUACUCCAGAAAGUCAUUUCCCUAUCCAGAACCUGCCUUAUGGUGUGUUUUCGACAGCUGAUAAUUCGAGACCACGUAUUGGUGUUGCUAUCGGAGAUCAGAUUUUAGACCUGAGUGUAGUGAAGACUUUGUUUGAGGGACCAGUCCUUGCUAGUCAACAAAAUGUGUUUGAAGAAACCAGUCUGAAUGCAUUCAUGGGUCUUGGAAGACCGGCAUGGACAGAGGCAAGAGAGACUCUACAGAAGAUACUGUCAGCUGGGGAACCAGUACUCCGAGAUAAUGCAGCUCUUAGACAGAGAGCGUUUGUGUCCCAGUCAGAUGCUACGAUGCACAUGCCGGCUCAGAUCGGAGACUACACAGAUUUCUACUCAUCCAAGAACCAUGCAACCAACGUUGGUAUCAUGUUCAGAGGAAAGGAGAAUGCUCUAAUGCCUAACUGGACACAUAUACCAGUAGGGUACCAUGGCAGGGCCUCGUCUGUUGUUGUAUCAGGGACACCAAUCAGAAGACCUAACGGACAAACAAGGCCUGAUGAAGCAAAGCCACCACAGUUCACUAGUUGCAAAUUGUUAGACUUUGAAUUAGAGAUGGCAUUUUUCACUGGACCAGCAACCAAAAUGGGGGAACCAGUACCUAUAGAGAAAGCUGAGGAUUAUAUUUUUGGAAUGGUAGUAAUGAAUGAUUGGUCAGCAAGAGAUAUACAGAAGUGGGAGUAUGUACCACUGGGACCAUUCCUUGGUAAAAACUUUGGUACAACAAUAUCUCCAUGGGUGGUUACCAUGGACGCCUUGAAGCCAUUCCAAGUGCCAAAUAUAGAACAGGAUCCAAAACCUCUACCAUACCUUACACACGAAGAUAAUUAUAACUUCGAUAUCAAUCUUGAAGUAUCCUUGAAAUGUGACGGGCUGUCUAAACCAAAAACGUUAUGUCGCAGUAACUUUAAGUAUAUGUACUGGACUAUGAAGCAGCAGUUAGCUCAUCAUACAGUCACAGGCUGCAAUAUCAACCCAGGGGACUUAAUGGGGUCUGGAACUAUAUCAGGGGAGACUGAGGAUUCUUAUGGAAGUAUGCUUGAACUCUGCUGGAAAGGGACCAAACCUAUAGACCUGUGUGAUGGUGUGACCAGAAAGUUUCUGCAGGAUGGUGAUGAAGUGAUCAUGACAGGUUACUGCGAGGUAGGCGGGCACAGGAUUGGGUUUGGGACCUGUUCAGGCCAGGUUUUACCAGCUUUGCCUAUAUAAGAUAGAGAAAAACAGAACAGUGCUAAAAAUAAACAGUAAAGACAAGUGGUUUGAGGCAUAUCAGAGAUGUUCCUUGAAUGAGUCUCCAUAGCAACAGUGUUAUUACUAAUCUCCAUAGCAACAAUAACAGAAUCAGAUCCAUAGCAACACUGUGUAUUGAAUCUCCAUAGCAAUUUAGUGCUUUCUUUUGUCCAUAGCAACAAAGUAUUCAGAAUCACUGCAACAUUGUAUUGAAUCUCUAUAGCAACAAUGUGCUUAUCUAUCAAUAUACAUUCAAAGCCAUAGCAACAAUAUACAUUCAGAGCCGUAGCAACAUUGUAUUGAAUCUCUGUGGCAACAUAGUGCUUACUUAUCUCCAUAGCAACAAUGUAUUAUUAUUUAGAAUCAUAGCAACAUUGUAUUGGAUCUCCUUAGCAAUGUUCAGUGUGCAGUCAAAACCGUUGUAUGUUGAAUCUUUAAAGCAACAUUGUGUAUAUAAGUCUACAUAUGAGUCAAAAUAGCAUUAGAGUUUUGUAUAAAAUAAAAAGUGUAACAUUUUCCAUGGUAAAGAUAAAAGUUUAACAUUUUCCAUGAUUGUAAAAGUGAAUGUGAUUUUAACAUUAAAGCAUUUUAAUUUUUGAUAUUUAGUGUUGUUCAAGGUAAACGUCAGAAAAUUAAGUGUAGACUUAGUUUGGAAACUGCAAUUUUUCUUAGUGUUUUGCUGUUUUAAGGAUCUGGACUGAAAAUUGUCUGGUUUAUUUUUAUGAUCUCAUAUUAAAUAUGAACUUAGUCAUGAAACAGUAUUUUAUUUAUCUAAAAACAUGUUCCAAUGUACGUACCUCUUGGUACUAUUUUUUCUUUCAAUAUAGUCUCUGUGUUUGGUAAUUUUAACUUCAGUUUACAAGACACAACUGAAGCAAUGAUUUCUAUGCCAGAAAAAUGAUAAAACACAUUCAGAAAAAGAAAGUUUUGAAAGUAGAAAAAAUAUCAUACAGUUUUAUUAGUUGUCCAAUUUUGUGUGUGUGUGACUGUGUGUUGUUUAAUCAGGUGAUUGAUAAUGUUAAGUGGACUAAUCAUUUGUUACAUGACUGUAUGUUGUUUGUGCUGUAUGACCAGUCUAUACUCAACACAUAUUAACUGAGGUAAAGCCAAAUCAAGAACAACUGAAUCAAUGAAAAUGUAUUUAUGAUGUCAUUUUAUAAUAAACUUACUGAAUGACUUGCAGGUUGAUGGACCAAACUAACUGCCCUCUGUCCUUCGACCCUGGAGCAAUAGUUUUGGCAGUUGACUGGUAAACUAUUUAGUGAGUCUGACAUAUUGGACAAAGUGAGAUAAUAUUGUUGUCAUUUAAGAAUACUCCAAAUAAUUGUUUUCUGAUAUAUUAAUGAAUAAAUUUUUGUAAUAAAAAGUC